GCAGAUGGCGCUAUGAUGGUGUUCCGUCGUGACCGGCGUGUCACUGACCUGCUGUAGAAGAAGCGACUCGGAAACUCGGUUCACAGCUCAAGCUAAACAAAACCUUUAACAUCAGAGAAGGGCUUUAAUGGCGAUGUCUCAGAGGAAGAAAAUAGUUCCAGCUUCUCAGAGCAAAAGUCAGAGACGCUCUCAGUUAGUCCUGGAUGAGGAUGAGGAAGACCCGUCCUUCACUCAGGUGACAUCAUCACAGGUCCAGAGAGCCAGAGAGAACUUCACAUCUGUCCAGAUCGACCGCAAGGUGGCCGAGGUGGUCCAGUUCAUUUUGAUUAAAGACCAAAAGAAAAUACCCAUUCGAAGAGCAGAUGUUGCCAAACAUGUGAUGAAGGAAUAUAAAGCCAUCUAUCCAGAGGUCAUUAACAGAGUUUGUCGCACAUUUGAACAGGUGUUUGGAUUAAAGCUGGUAGAAAUUGACUCCAAAAAUCACAUUUACAUCCUGAUAAACAAGCUGGAGCCUGUUCAAAAUGAACCAGUCAGCAUGCGUCCUGGAAACCCCAAAACAGGUCUGCUGUUUGUCAUUCUCAGUGUGAUCUUUAUGAAGGGAGGUGUCGUCAAAGAGAAUGUGGUGUGGAACACUCUUAAGAAGCUGCGUGUGGAUGCAGGGGAGAAACACGAUGACUUUGGAGAUGUGAAGAAGGUGAUCACAGAUGAGUUUGUGCGGCAGAAAUAUUUGGAGUAUGUGAAGAUUCCUCACACUGACCCGGUGGAAUAUGAGUUUCGCUGGGGUCUGCGAGCUGAGAAGGAAGUGUCCAAACUCAAACUACUGGAGUUUGUUGGAGAGCUUCAUGAUCAGGAUCCUCAGAGCUGGACGCAGCAGUUUAGAGAGGCCAGUACUGCUGACAACACACAGAGAACAUGAACAACUCCACAUGCUCUGUGUGAAUUUAUACUGCUGUACAGUCCUGUUAGACAUCUUUCAAUAAAUGAGCAAAACGAAACGAAAA
Myxocyprinus asiaticus (Chinese sucker) is the source of this 1001-nucleotide messenger RNA. It is a transcript of the gene ndnl2, whose product is annotated as necdin-like 2. Lineage: Eukaryota; Metazoa; Chordata; Actinopteri; Cypriniformes; Catostomidae. The transcript is spliced from 11 exons. Gene Ontology annotation, cellular component: nucleus. The record is from RefSeq and is a predicted model, not a curated record. Bases 128 to 916 code for a protein of 262 amino acids.